This is a messenger RNA of Phragmites australis (common reed), 1090 nucleotides long. Its product is annotated as ribonuclease 3-like. Lineage: Eukaryota; Viridiplantae; Streptophyta; Magnoliopsida; Poales; Poaceae. Gene Ontology annotation, biological process: RNA catabolic process. The transcript has 3 exons. The record is from RefSeq and is a predicted model, not a curated record. The coding region runs from base 185 to 865 and encodes 226 amino acids. Gene Ontology annotation, cellular component: extracellular region. Gene Ontology annotation, molecular function: RNA binding; ribonuclease T2 activity.
UGUUUUCCCAUUGGAAUAUGCUACUGGCAUAGCCAUCGCCAUUGCCAGAGCCUUCCAUAAAGUUGCCUAUAAAUUGACACCCAUCGUCCAUUGCAACCUCCAUCGUCCAUUGCUGCAAUCACAGAGGCAGCACAAGCUUGAGAGGACACCUCCCAACCGGUCUAAAAGAACCACCGGCUCAGCCAUGGCGGCGCGGUCGUCGCACCUCUCCCUGGCCCUCCUGCUCGUCAUGGCCGUCGGGUGCGCGGCGCAGGACUACGACUUCUUCUACCUCGUCCUGCAGUGGCCGGGGUCGUACUGCGACACGAGGCAGAGCUGCUGCUACCCCAAGUCCGGCAAGCCGGCGGCGGACUUCGGGAUCCACGGGCUGUGGCCCAACCGCGACGACGGAUCCUACCCGCAGAACUGCAACCCCGACGCCGCCUUCGAUCCCUCCAAGGUUAGCGACCUGCUGAGCGAGCUUCGCGCCAACUGGCCGACGCUGGCGUGCCCGACCAACGACGGGCUCCGCUUCUGGGGCCACGAGUGGGAGAAGCACGGCACCUGCGCCGCCAACGCCUUCAACGAGCACGGCUACUUCCAGACCGCGCUCCGCCUCCGCGACCAGCUCAACGUCCUCGACGCGCUCACCUCCGGGGGCGUCUCCCCCGACGGCGGGUACUACACGCUGGGCCAGAUCAAGGAUGCCAUCAAGCGGGGGACCGGGUUCGAGCCGUACGUGGAGUGCAACCGCGACGAGUCCGGCAACACCCAGCUCUACCAGCUCUACUUCUGCGUCGACACUGCCGGCGACCGCUUCAUCGACUGCCCCGUCCUCCCCCGCGGCAGAGCCUGCAGCAACAGGAUCGAGUUCCCGGCAUUCUAAUCUGACUCCGUCCACAAUUCUUCAAAGGCAGAGCCCUUCCUUGCAUGCUCUGCUAGAGGAUGAUGGAUUGUCCAUUCAUGGUUAUUUUUGCCAAUAAAAAGGAAUGCUCAUCUGCUGCCAACAAAUAGAGCCGAUUCACGUGUAUGAUGACGAAAUUGAUGUAAACAUACAUAUCAAGAUGAUCAAUUUUUACAUUCAGAGAUCAGUGGAUAACUUAAAUACCAA